AUGUCUAUCUUGAUCAUUGAAACUGUGGGGAAGCAGACCAAUUCUUCUGACCACGGGGACAAGAAGCCAGCUCCCUCCAGCCGCCAACUACUCCAAACCAUUACCGCCACCUACCGCAGAGGUGGCCUCCGUCUUCUCCUGAAUGGCAUCGGUUCCGCCUGUACCUACUGGGCGAUACACUCCUCGGUAGCAAAAAUAUCAAGCAUCCUACUUCCCAGUCCGGUCGCGUAUAUCAUUGCAUCAGUCCUGCUAGCUGAGACCCAUUUCUUCUGGACUGCACGCACCAUCCUUCCACGCGACCAGCUACACCUCGUGCCCGCACGUGACCGGCAACGUUGGAAGGUCCUAGUGAUCCCUGCUUUGUUUUAUGCGGUAGCCGAAACGGUGAUGAUGCAUGUGCCGGCUCUAUUCGACAGCGACCUGACUGCACCGGAAGAGGAAGUCGUGAUUGUCGGACUAUCGUACAUUGUGGGAUCUGACAUCCUGAUAGCCGGGCUCAUGCUUUUUGCCCAGCUGUUUCUGCUCUUUCCCUCUUACAUAGUGUUAAUCCUGGUCCAGGCGAGUCUUUUGCCGCCAACCUGCGAAACGCUGGUGUUUAUGCCGAGAGAGCAGCGGCGGGGCAGACGGGUGGGGGAGAUCUUUGCAGUUGAUGGAGGACCGCUACGAGUACAGGAGGCGGUGCAGAUGGUUGGGGUGGCAAGGUUGCUCUGGUGUCUGGAACUGCAUGGAAAGAUGUGUUUAUGUCUGUUUGGGGUUGCCGCUGUGGUGCAUUCGGCGGUCUACUCUAUGAAGUAG
Messenger RNA from Penicillium crustosum, 795 nucleotides. RefSeq lists its product as uncharacterized. Bases 1 to 795 code for a protein of 264 amino acids. The transcript has a single exon. Lineage: Eukaryota; Fungi; Ascomycota; Eurotiomycetes; Eurotiales; Aspergillaceae. The record is from RefSeq and is a predicted model, not a curated record.